Molecule: messenger RNA, 1143 nt
Organism: Cyanidioschyzon merolae strain 10D
Lineage: Eukaryota; Rhodophyta; Bangiophyceae; Cyanidiales; Cyanidiaceae
Product: probable flap structure-specific endonuclease 1
Exons: 1
Coding region: 1-1143 (380 amino acids)
Molecular function (GO): DNA binding; 5'-3' exonuclease activity; 5'-flap endonuclease activity
Source: RefSeq, a predicted model, not a curated record
AUGGGUAUUCGACAGCUGGCGAAGCUUAUUGUGGACCAUGCGCCACGAGCAUAUAAAGAACAAGAUAUUCGGGCGCUCUUUGGGCGGGUCAUCGCCAUCGACGCGUCUAUGUGCAUCUACCAGUUCCUUGUGGCGGUGCGUACGGCGGACGCUGCCAACCUCACCAACGAGUCUGGUGAGAUCACCUCGCACCUCUCGGGAGUAUUUUACCGCACCAUCAAACUUCUGGAGCUGGGUAUCAAGCCCAUAUACGUCUUUGAUGGCAAAGCACCGGAUCUCAAAGCAAAUGAGCUCGCAAAAAGGAGAUCCCGGCGAGAGGAAGAUGAGCAGGCCGCAGCCAAGGCUCGCGAGGAGGGCGACCUCGAGCUCUAUGCAAAGUACGCUCGACGGGUGAAUAAAGUCUCCGCGGAGACCAUCGACAAUGUGAAGCGUUUGUUGCGCCUCAUGGGGAUACCUGUUGUCGAGGCGCCCAGCGAGGCUGAGGCCCAGUGCGCUGUCCUCACCCGAGCAGGUCUUGCCUAUGCGACAGCCAGUGAGGAUAUGGAUGCGCUCACGUUUGGUACACCGCUUUUGAUAAGGAAUUUGUUUGCAGCGCUGGCAUCUGGAGCCGAACGCAAAGAUCGCAAACCGAGCGAGUUCUCGUUAGCGAUAACGCUAGAGGAUCUGGGCAUCUCUAUGGAUCAAUUUAUCGAUAUAUGUAUUCUGUGUGGUUGCGACUAUACCUGUACGAUACCGAAAAUCGGGCCCUAUCGGGCUUUGAUGCUGGUCAAACAGCAUGGCUGCAUCGAGGAGGUGCUUGCAUCGCUGCGGGAAUCCAACCACCCGAUACCCGAUGAUUUUGAUUACCUCGGAGCACGAGGACUCUUUAAAGAGCCGCACGUCAAGGAUGCUGCAGAUAUUGAACCGCUUUUGGAAUGGCAUGCUCCUAACGAAGAAGGACUCGUGCAGUUCCUGGUCCAGGAGAACAGCUUCAAUGAACAGCUGGUGCGCAAAGCCGUGGAACGCAUGACGAAAGCCCUGCGAUCGGGGGUUGCAAAUCAGUCGCGGCUGGACAAUUUUUUCAAGCCGAAAACCUUGCCCAAGAAGCAUGAGCCAGAGCGGCCAUCAUCGAAGAGGAGCACGAAACGAGCACGCAAAACCUAA